Messenger RNA from Chiloscyllium plagiosum (whitespotted bambooshark), 5447 nucleotides. It is a transcript of the gene b3galt1b, whose product is annotated as beta-1,3-galactosyltransferase 1b. Gene Ontology annotation, molecular function: N-acetyl-beta-D-glucosaminide beta-(1,3)-galactosyltransferase activity. Gene Ontology annotation, cellular component: Golgi membrane. Gene Ontology annotation, biological process: protein O-linked glycosylation. NCBI's taxonomy places the organism in Eukaryota, Metazoa, Chordata, Chondrichthyes, Orectolobiformes, Hemiscylliidae. The record is from RefSeq and is a predicted model, not a curated record.
UUCGGUUUCAGGGAGCGGAAUGCGGAGCCGCAAGUGGGUUACACCAACCUGCCGUCCACACCAAGAAACUCCAUCGACGUCGAAGAAUAAAAAAAAACUGGGAGCGUGAGGAAGACAAAGAUCCCUGUCACAUUUUGUUUACUUGAAUUAGUCUUCCCUCAUUUAUGGAAAGAAACUGUCAAUGACAGUCGUGUCAGUAAUAAUGCAUGGCGUGGCGACAGUGAAUGGGGAUGAAUGUGACUGCAGUAUUCCUUAAGCAGCUUUCAGCGAUAAUCGACGCGCACUGUCCACCUUCAUCAGGCAAUACAGGCUUCUUUGAAUGAGCCGGGGUAUUUUUUUUUUGAAAGCGGAUAUCCUGCACGAUGAGGCUGUGAUUUGCCGGCUGUCGGUGGAGCUGCUGCUCAAGCUUCAGAUUUGCGUCGACUCAGUUCGCUCAGGAGCCAGCGCUCGAACCAGAUUAUAGAGGGAGGGCGAGACUUUGCAGCGCCAGCAGUCAGAGCUCUCUCGCUGCUUGUCAUAAGCAGGGACAAACCGACAGACAGCAGGUGUGAAGUUCGAGUUAUAUUUGUCCACAUGAAGGAUGUGCGUGAAUGCACUUGAGAAAUGAAGAAAGGAUGUGGGAAGUGCUUGUUCCUAGAGAAUUAAGCAGGCAGAAAAGACGUUACUGCAGUCAGGGAAUGAGAGCAGCUGUUGAAGAAAUCAAUGCUUGGAAUGGGCUGGAUUUUCAUGGAGUCAAGAGACUCCAUGGAGGAGUGAAAGUGGCAGCCAGCCCAGAUUCCAAGAUUCAUGACCCCAUUCCAGUUGUUGGUAAAUUUUAUGGAGUCAGGCCAAUUUUUAAAUCACUCGUGAUUCACAGCACCUCAGAUGUGUCUAGAAAACCUAGUUUGGAUGAGGGAAACAUUUCAAAGCCAGGAGUUGUAACUGAGCCUAGCACUAAGCCUCACCAUAAUUAGGCUUAGUUUUAAUGUGGAUUUCAAUAUCAGAUGAGUUACUUCCAGGAUAAAGGAUAUGCUGCGUCUUGUGAAUUCUCUGUGGAGAAAGUCUGAGGUGAAAGCUAAGAUUGAAUUCUGAGUCACAAACAUCAUGCAUUUGAUUCUUUGCCCCUCCUGAUGAAUGGAUCUUUGGUUUUAAUACACCUGUAAGGAAGACAAUUACAAAUUAAUCAGGAGGUUGCCAUUCACCACCAUGAUGAAGAUACCUGAGAAACGACACCAGUUAGCCAUGAAGAAGCUGUGAACCAUAGAAAAUCUGCAAAGCUUUCUGCUUUUACAGACUUCUUGAAUUUUCAUGAUGUACAUAAUGGCAUAAACUUCAAAAAUUGACCGUUUGAUUCUGCAUCAAUUUUGUCCUAUAUGUGAUAUAAUAUAAAGACGUCAUCAGAAUGGCUUCGAAGGUCUCAUGUUUAUAUAUUUUAACAGUUGUUUGCUGGGCAAGUGCUCUUUGGUACUUGAGUGCAACUCGUCCUUCAUCAUCUUAUGUCGGGCACAGCUCAUUUUCCCGUAUUGCGGUUGAGAGAAAAAAUUUCAGCUUUACUAAUAUUCGAACUCGUUCCCUGAAUCCACAUAAUUUCAAUUAUCUUAUUAAUGAGCCUAACAAAUGUAAGCAACUUAGCCCUUUUUUAGUGAUUCUUGUAAGCACAACACACAAAGAGUUUGAUGCACGGCAGGCCAUAAGGGAAACAUGGGGAGAUGAAAACAACUUCAAAGGAGUACAACUGGUCACCUUAUUUCUGCUUGGAAAGAACACAGACAAUGUUUUGAAUGAGAUGGUUGAACAGGAGAGCCAAAUAUUUCAUGACAUUAUUGUGGAGGACUUUCUAGAUUCCUACCAUAACCUUACUCUGAAAACUUUAAUGGGUCUGAAAUGGAUAGCCAACUUUUGUUCAACAGCAAAGUAUGUAAUGAAAACUGACAGUGAUAUUUUUGUCAAUAUGGACAAUUUGAUAUACAAAUUACUCAAACCAAACACAAAGCCACGGAGAAGAUAUUUUACUGGCUAUGUUAUUAAUGGGGGACCAAUAAGGGACAUUCGCAGCAAGUGGUAUAUGCCUAGAGAUUUAUACCCUGACAACAAUUACCCACCAUUCUGUUCAGGCACAGGAUAUGUCUUUUCUACAGAUGUGGCUGAAGCUAUUUAUAAAACAUCUCUUCAUACUAGAAUGCUGCAUCUUGAGGAUGUCUAUGUUGGACUCUGCCUGCGUAAACUUGGCAUUCAUCCCUUUCAGAAUAGUGGUUUCAAUCAUUGGAAGGUUUCAUACAGUUUGUGCAGGUAUCGUAGACUAAUUACAGUGCACCAGAUAUCUCCUGAAGAAAUGCAGAGGAUUUGGAAUGAAAUGUCAAGCAAAAAACAUCUUCGAUGCUAAAUGUACAUAAGUACAUGAAUGAUUUACAGAUGCUUUUUGUUGCCACUCAACCUCGAAUCAAAAAUCUGUGUUGAUUCACUAAGGCAGUUAAAAUGUUUUUACAGCAGAGAAGGAACUUUAACCUCUUAUAAUGGCACCCACUGUCACAAAUAUAAAUGCUGAAUAAUUUAACCUAACAGUUAAUGACUGCAAUUACUAUCAUAUAUAGUAAUUAAUUGAAAUGGUCUUGUUUGUUGUUGGACUGUACAUUUAAAGUAAAUAAAAAAAGUUAGGUGUAUGUUUUAGUUCAUUUAAAAAUAAUUAAUCGUGUAUUGAUAUAUGUGUCAUGGGAUAAACAGUGUUAUUGCUAGAAGUGAUAUUUAUUAUACAUUUAUUGCUUAUAUAAUUAUGUUACUUGCUUAAGAAGAAUGUGCAAAUGCCAAGAUUUUCAACUUAAAUUUACCUUUUAGUAACUAAGUAUUUUAUUUAAAUGCAUUCAUAUAAGCGAUGUGUGGAUCAGAGAAAAUUGAUACAAAGUUCAGUUUAGUUCAGGAUUGUAAAACUCAGUCUGGUCAACUCAUCCAGUACAGUGUAAUUUGUUAAACCUGCAUAAUAUCCAUAAUUAUUUGAUUCUUUAUAUAAGGGUAAUGCUGCCUUUCUUUAAGAAGGAUGCUCUGGACACCUUGAAUGCAUUAUCUUACUUGGUCUACAGAAAGUACUGGAUAUCAUUCUACUAAAGUAUGUCAGAUUAUAGUUUUAUGAAGAUAAAUAAAUUGUAAUGCAUUUGAUUUUCUUGACAUAUUGAGUUAUUGUAAGUGGUGUGAAAAUAAGUGUUUUAAGUGUGGAUUGGAUAACAGAUAAUUGAGUGAUUUAAUAGUUAUAUUGUAUGUACAUAAAUAUUAAGAACAUUAACUUUGACCAACAUUAAAACUGUGCUGUGAAUUUGUUACAGGAUUCAAACAUUUACCAUCUUCUAAAUGGUAAAUUAAAGACAGUUUGAAUAAUGUAGUGUUCAAAUCAAGCUGAUACAUUGGCAUUCGUAUACAUAACAAACUGUAUGUAUUUGUACAUGCAAAAGAGAGAGUUUGAAUAUCUUUACAUUAUGAUAUCAUAGUUGUCUCCUCUAUCAAACUGACUAGUUAAAAAAAGCUGAGAGCACAGAUUUUAAUGUUUCAAUAAAUAAUAAUUUAUUAAGCAUUUCAAGAAAUCAGUUUUCAAUGUUCAAAGUAAGGUGUGGCUGUAUUGUGAUUUUGCGUUUGAAUGCAUAUUUUGUGAUGUGAACUAAAUUAGAUUCAAAUUCAAAGGCUGGAAUUGAAUGGAUGAAUGUAGAAUUGACUGAAAGCCGAUUGUAAAGUGGUUUGGUAUCUUUGUAGAAUGCUGUAAACUCAUCAGUACACAUAUAUUCUGAAAUGUAUAUUACAGCUGUCCUUGUUUUUCACUCUUUUAAAAGAAAACAAACUGAAAAUGCUCAGUGGGUGCUAUAUUUUGUGUUUGUAUUUUUUAGAAAAGCUGCAUAAAGUUAUUUUGAUUGCAAGUGGGUAUUUAAAAUCUAGAAAUGUAGGAUUCUAUAAUUAUUUGAUUCUAUGAAGUAAUGAAAUUAUUUACUAUUUUUAAUUUAAUUGCAAUGAAUCGCAGAAAGAAGCGAAUGCAUGCUUGUAAAAUUAAAGAUCCAGGGGAGAGUGAUGUUUAACAGUUAUUUUUGUUCACCAAUUGACUGCUGAGUGUACAAAUCUUAACAUUUCUGACAUGUUAAAUGAGUAGCUAGUGAGUUAAGUACCUCAAUAUCAAAGCAUUUCACAUAUUUCAAUACUUUCAUUGAAGCUCUGUUACAACAUAACUUUUGGAGAAGCAGAAUAGCUCAGGUAGCAAAUUACAGAUCUGUUAAUUGCAUUUCCAGAAUUUGCUGUCUGAUUUGCUUCAUAAUAACAAUGAUCACAGACAGCUUCAAUUUUAUAAAUUUCAUUUUUUAAAAAAGAAUUGUACCAGUGAUAUCAAACCAAUUCUGCUGUCCCUUUGCUUAUAUGCUGGCAUUUUUUUAAAAUUGAGAUAGAAUUUUUAGACAAAUAAGUAUUAAGUAAGUAUAAGUCUUUAAUCUUUAUCAUUGUAUUAUGAUUAUCAAUGGUACAUAAUGUUCUGAAGGGUGCAAAAGAUCACUGAGGAUCAUUCUGUGCCAUGCGUUGAGGAAAUUGUAAUUUGAUUUAACUGGGCAAAAGUUGACUGAGCGACAGAUAAUCCAGCUUUAUUCUUAAAAUGCUGGAAGGAUAAUAUAAGCGUAAACAGAUAACAUACGUAAAUUGUACCAAUAGAACAUACUUAAAUGGAAAACUGCUGCAAGAUUAGAAACUAAGUUUGUUUUUCUAUACAACAUGGUAAAUAUAUACAAAAUUGCAAAGAAUACCUAUUUAAAGCAAAUACUGAUGAAUGCCAAGUAACCCUCUGUGCCUUGGUUAAAUAACUAAUCUUGGCAGUGGCAGAAACAGCAUAGCCUAGAUAUCUAAUGCUGCGGUUUUAAUGUAAAGAUGCAAGCACUUCAGAGCCCAAUAGAGUGUACUUAUUUAAUUCAUAGGCAAAAUUUCUAUUUUAGGUUUCGUAAGCUGCUGGUGAAUGCACAUACCAUGUGUUCUCAGAGUGGCCAAGCCAGAGGUCCAUAAAGAGGCAUCUGGAGGCUGCCACCCACAAGAUAAGUUUCGAGUUUUGUUGUGAUCUAAAAGAGUUGGGGAAAAGAACUGUGCUGUUGCUAACUCAUACAAGCUCCUCACAUAAGCCAUAAACUUACCUACCUUUGAUACUUCUGUAGGCCUGCAUCGCAGCUGACCAAUUUUACUCCUUAUCCAAAUACCCUUCUUGUCCUCAACAUUGUAUUGUCAUGCCCACAUCUGGAAAGCUGUGUCCAAAGUCAGGAAAGACUCUGAUAUUAAGAAUUGGUAGUACAGAGAUUGAAGGGAAUAAUUACCAAAACCCUGUCAUCGGUCACCUUAAGCUAUAAUUAAAUUGUGGUUUGGUUGCAAUAUAUCAGCUAUGUAUUGCAUACAUAGUUGAAGAGUGUGACACUGGAAAAGCGCAUCUGAGGAGCAGGAGAAUCGACAUUUUAGACAUAAGCCUUUCA